AUGCAAACCCUGAUCAGAUAUUGUCUGUGUGCUUUACUGAUUUCGUACAGCGAACACGUCCUAGUCACUGGUGCAACCGGGUACAUAGGUGCACACAUAGUGGACAUACUUCUCCGACGUGGCCUCCGUGUGCGAGGAACAGCUCGCUCGCAGCACAAGGUGGACGAGAUGCUCCGCGCACGUCCUCAGUACGCGGAGCGCCUGGACUUUGUCCUCGUGAAGGACCUGACCGAGCCAGGCGGCUUCGACGACGCUGUCAAAGGCGUCGAUGCUAUCAUUCACACCGCGAGCCCUGUUACCUUGUCUGAGGACUUGGACCGCGAAAAAGACCUUAUUCUGCCUGCAAUCAGGGGCACGGAAGCUGUUCUGCUCGCCGCAAAGAGCGAGCCACGCGUGCAGAGGCUGAUCUACACGUCGUCGUUUGCUGCACUCAUCAAUGCCUCGCUCCUCGCGAACCCGCCCGCGGGCCUCACCUUCACCGCUGCAGACUGGAACCCAAUCACCUACGAGGAAGGCCUCACCGGCCCGGCCAUUUCCGCAUACCGCGUGGGAAAGAAGGAGGCGGAGCUCCGCGCCUGGCACUGCGUGCGUGAGGAGAAGCCGCAGUUCGACCUCGUCACGAUCUGCCCACCGCUCGUCUUCGGACCCGUCGUCCACCCGGUCGCGCGCACCGCCGAGCUCAACCACAGCGUCACGGACCUCUGGCGCAUCGCGUGCGGCGCCUACCCCUACCCGCCUAUCCGUACGGUGAUAUGGGCCGACGUACGAGACGUCGCGGUCGCGCACGUCGAAGCGCUUCUCCGCCCCGAAGUGAGCAACAUGCGCUUCACACUUGCGUCGCCCGAAGGCUUCACCAACCAGCUCAUUGCCGACAUUAUGCGCGAGGAGUUCGAUUGGGCGAAGCAAGCGGUUGUAGAGGGCACGCCUGGGGCGCCGGUCCCGGAGUGGCCCAGGGCCGACGGCUGGACGGCGAGCGAGAAAUUGGGGUUCACAUACCACACGCUCAGGGAGUGUAUUGUAGACUCUAUACGACAGUUUAAGGAGAUCGAGCAGCGCGAAAAGGCAGUCUAA
This is a messenger RNA of Phanerochaete carnosa HHB-10118-sp, 1071 nucleotides long. RefSeq lists its product as uncharacterized. Bases 1 to 1071 code for a protein of 356 amino acids. The record is from RefSeq and is a predicted model, not a curated record. Gene Ontology annotation, molecular function: oxidoreductase activity, acting on the CH-OH group of donors, NAD or NADP as acceptor. Lineage: Eukaryota; Fungi; Basidiomycota; Agaricomycetes; Polyporales; Phanerochaetaceae. The transcript is spliced from 2 exons.